Molecule: messenger RNA, 1125 nt
Organism: Kalmanozyma brasiliensis GHG001
Lineage: Eukaryota; Fungi; Basidiomycota; Ustilaginomycetes; Ustilaginales
Product: WD40 repeat
Exons: 1
Coding region: 1-1125 (374 amino acids)
Cellular component (GO): catalytic step 2 spliceosome
Molecular function (GO): RNA binding; protein binding
Source: RefSeq, a predicted model, not a curated record
AUGGCGGAGAAGCGCAAGACAUCGCCACCCAUCUCGUACCGCGAAGCAGCGCUCGUCAAACGUCAACGUCACGACGACGACAACGACGGCAACACCCAGCAGCUCGCCAUUGCCUCCUCCGCAAACGGUCAGGACAAAGGUCUAGUCCGCUCCGUAAAACGCACCUCCUCGCUCUCACAUCCCAUUCUCGGCCUGACAGGAGCACAUACCUCCGAGAUUCUCGACGUCAAGUUCUCCCGGGAUGGCUCUCGCAUCGCCGCAGCUUCGGCGGACCGCACCAUCUCGAUCUGGAGCGUCUACGGCGAGUGUGCCAACAUUGGUCAGCUCAAAGGGCACUCCAAAGCGGUCACCUGUCUCGCCUUUAGCUACAACAUUGGCGAUGCGCUCUAUUCGGGCUCAGCGGACGGAACAAUCAUCGUGUGGAGCACAACCACCGGCGAGAAGCAGCGGAGGUUGAGGGGUCAUCGAGCCAUUGUCAACUGCGUCUCUUCCACGCGGGGUGGGCCCGAACUGCUCGUCUCCGCAUCCGACGAUGGUCGCGUCAUGAUCUGGGAUCCACAAUCGAAAGAGCCAAUAGACAUCCUCGAUGUCGGGUACCCCGUCACAGCCGUCGCCUUCUCAGAAGAUUCAAGCCAGCUCUACGUCGGAGGCAUCGACAAUCAGAUCCACAUCUACGAUCUUACCCGCAAGACCAUCGCCCUCACCCUACGCGGGCAUAUGGACACCAUCACCUCUCUCUCCCUCUCCCCUUCGGGGUCGCACAUCCUCAGCACAUCCUUCGACGACUCGGUUCGCAUCUGGGACGUCCGACCCUUUGCACCGGAGGCGAAUCCCUCCGAUCCCAACGCCUCCAAUCCGAGGCUGUACCGCACAUUGAGGGGCACGACGUUUGGUGGGUUCGAGAAUCUGCUCGUCAAAGCGGGCUGGAGUGCCGAUGGAGAGAAAGUUGUCGCGGGCGGCGCGGAUCGGACCUGCACGAUCUGGGACGUGGAGAGCUCGACGAUACUGUACAAGCUGCCAGGGCAUAGGGGCACGUGCACUGCGGCGGUGUUUCAUCCAAAGGAACCGGUGGUCGUGUCGUGUUCGACGGACAUGACGCUGCUGCUGGGCGAGAUCGAUCCGUAG